AGUUUGGUCCUCUUCCUUUCGGCCGAUCUCCGUAUUAACUAUGGCGAGCAUCAGCGAAGACAGAUACUCGGGAAAGUCCGGAGUGUUCGAUUCUUUGGAUUCUGGUGCUGAGGGGGCGACUUCGAUGGACACGGACUCGGAGUCUUCAGCUGCUACUCAGCCGGGAGCUCCCGCGAGAUCUAUCGAGGGGUGGGUGAUCUUCCUUACUGGACUCCAUGAGGAAACGCAGGAGGACGACGUGAUGGAGGUUGCGAUGGAGUUUGGAGAUGUUCGUAACUUGCAUUUGAAUCUGGAUCGGCGUACAGGUUUCGUGAAGGGGUAUUGUCUCAUCGAGUAUGAGAGUAAAUCGGAAGCCUCAAGCGCCAUUUCUGGUAUGAGCGGAAAAAUGAUCUUGGAAACGCCGGUUACAGCUGAUUGGGCCUUCGUGCGUCCGCCUCCGGUUGGUUCAAUGAGGGGUAGACGUCUGUAAGAAGAGUGAAGGGAUUACGAAG
Perkinsus marinus ATCC 50983 is the source of this 491-nucleotide messenger RNA. Its product is annotated as RNA-binding protein 8A, putative. The transcript has 7 exons. Gene Ontology annotation, cellular component: nucleus; cytoplasm; exon-exon junction complex. Lineage: Eukaryota; Perkinsozoa; Perkinsida; Perkinsidae. Bases 41 to 469 code for a protein of 142 amino acids. Gene Ontology annotation, biological process: RNA splicing. Gene Ontology annotation, molecular function: mRNA binding. The record is from RefSeq and is a predicted model, not a curated record.